Gigantopelta aegis is the source of this 1982-nucleotide messenger RNA. Its product is annotated as tRNA-specific adenosine deaminase 1-like. The transcript has 10 exons. The record is from RefSeq and is a predicted model, not a curated record. Gene Ontology annotation, molecular function: adenosine deaminase activity; RNA binding. Bases 28 to 1806 code for a protein of 592 amino acids. Gene Ontology annotation, biological process: RNA processing. NCBI's taxonomy places the organism in Eukaryota, Metazoa, Mollusca, Gastropoda, Neomphalida, Peltospiridae.
GUCAAUGUCGAAGAAGGUUUCUUGGUCAUGAUGUCAUGGCGAGAUGAUGAUAUGUUUGCUUCGAAAGUCUCCCAUUCAUGUCAUGAGGCUUAUGAGAAAUUGAAAAAAAAGGGAGGGAAGUCGGCAGCUAAGAGAGAAUGGAAGCUACUGGCAUGCGUGGUAGCUACUUCUAAUACAGAAACUGGGUAUGAAAUUGACGUCAUCUCUUUAGGAACCGGCUCCAAGUGUAUUGGCGAAUCAAAACUCAGUAAAAAUGGUGAUGUUAUUAAUGACAGUCAUGCUGAAGUGAUGGCAAGAAGAUCGUUUCUGUGUUACCUAUAUAAGCAACUUUUGCUGGUGCAUGCUGGGAAUGAGAGUCGAGUACUGAAUGUUGCCAGGGAAACAGAUGACUGGCAUUGUUCUCUGAAGGAUGGAGUUGAUUUCCACUUCUUCUCCAGCCAUACUCCUUGUGGAGAUGCUUCGAUAUUUCCUAAAGAUGUAACUGACUGUAAAGCAGACAACAGUCACGGGACACAAAAUUUGAAAAGACACAUUGCUACAGAUCUGUCGUUCACUGGUGAUGAAAACUCAAAGCGGUUUUGUGACAGAUCAGACACAUGCCAUGAAGAGCAUUUGCAGAGUCCUGCAUCAGAAUGUCAGAAAAUUCUUUCUGAUUCACAGACAGACAUCUCUUCACGAUCUAAUUAUAAAAGUGAAGAUGGCCAAGGCAGUUUUGUUACACCAUAUCAGAAAUCAGAACGUUCAGUAACAAAAGAUGCUGAAAUCUUUCUUGAUCAAGGAAUUUCAGAUGAAAAAUCACUCACAAAUAUUUCUUUGAAACAAGAUUCUGCUUCCGAAAAUUUAGACCAUAUUUUAGAAUCUAUACCUUCCUGUAUUGGUAAAGGAAAAUAUAAUUUAGUUUCUGAUAUUUCUGGCAAUACAUGCAGGGUAAACAACAAAUUCCGUGUCACGGAUCAAACUUCAAAUUCUGGUUUAAUGAAUAACGUGUGCACUGUAACUGAACAUAAGAGUUGUGAUGGGUCACAUCAAACUGCUGAAAAGAUGGGAAAAAAAGAUAUUUACAGAACCGGAGCUAAAUGUGUUGCCGGGGGAGAACAGGACCCCCGGGGGUCGGGGACGGAGUACCACACUACAGGAGUUCUGCGGAUCAAGCCUGGGCGAGGGGAUCGUACCAUCUCCAUGUCGUGUAGUGACAAGAUAGCAAGGUGGAAUGUACUCGGGUGUCAAGGGGCACUACUCUCUCACUUCCUGUCAAGUCCAAUUUACUUCCAGUCUUUUGUUACUGGCAGAUGCCCAUACAGUGAAAGUGCGAUGAGGCGUGCUAUCAUAGACAGAAUCUGUAUGGUUCAGCAACUUCCAUCUAGAUACCAAGUCAACAGGCCACUCCUACUGCAGUCUGAUUGGUUGUUUGAUGAUGGGAAAGAGGCUGUAGAGAAAUAUAAUGCAGGACAGAAAUCUCCUCCAUCAUCCACUGCUAUUUCCUGGUACAAGGGUUGUCUACAGCAUGAAGUGUCUGUACUAGGCAGAAAGCAAGGUGUCACGCAAAAAACAAUCAACAAACCGGAGGCUAGAUGUCGUGUAUGUAGUGCUGAACUUUUAAAGAAAUUUGUCCAGGUUCUGGAAAAACUAGAAAGCACAAAAAGACCAGUGUGUUUUAGAGAUGUGUCCGAUUUGUCAAAUCUCACAUACCAUGAGUUGAAGGAGUCUGCGACAAACUACCAACAUGCGUGGACGAGACUUCGGGAAGAUGUGUUUAGCACAUGGGUGAAGAAAUCAAGAGACUUCAUUCAGUUUACUGUCAAAUAAAAACUGUGGAGCAAUGAUCUUUUGACUUUUGCCAUCUUAUGAUUCACUCAAUUAUGAAAACCCUAGUUUUUAAACACUAAGGCAUAUUUUUCACUAUUAGAGCCGUUUAUGAUCACUGAAAUCAAACAUUACUUAUAUUUCAUUGUUUAGAUUAUCAAUUUACGAAGUGUUUCUGG